AUGGCGGAGGCCCGCCCUGCUCCCGCGCGGGUCCGCGUCACCGGCGUCGUCAAGAAGAGCGAGCCGAACACGCAGGCCUGGGCUCAGCAGGCCGAGGCGUCGCCGCCGAAAGCCAAGGCAGGGCGCGUGCUCAGCGCGAGCAGCAGCGGCGAGCGCGGGAACGAGGUGCGAGUCGGCCAGGUGCUGGGAGCCUCGCCGACGCGGUCUGCCAAGGUCUUGGAAACCGCUACCAGGGAGCCCAGCCCCGUCGCACAGCCGGAGGCCUCGGAAGCGCGGAAGAGGCCCAUCUCAGCGCACCGGCCGGUGAUCGUCCGCUCGAGGUCCAAGUCCAAGGAACUCCAGGAGGAGGCCAGAACCUCGGCGGCUCCCGCGGUCCGCGCGGCGCCGGUCACCGCCCAGGCGGACACCAGCGGAGCCCAAGCGGCACGGGCCGAGCUCCUGUCGCUACGAGCCGAGAACGCACGGCUCCGCUCUGAGACCCUCGAG
Molecule: messenger RNA, 486 nt
Organism: Symbiodinium necroappetens
Lineage: Eukaryota; Dinophyceae; Suessiales; Symbiodiniaceae
Source: the annotation of a GenBank genome assembly